This is a messenger RNA of Impatiens glandulifera, 481 nucleotides long. Its product is annotated as auxin-responsive protein SAUR21-like. The coding region runs from base 188 to 469 and encodes 93 amino acids. Gene Ontology annotation, biological process: response to auxin. The record is from RefSeq and is a predicted model, not a curated record. NCBI's taxonomy places the organism in Eukaryota, Viridiplantae, Streptophyta, Magnoliopsida, Ericales, Balsaminaceae. The transcript has a single exon.
CUCAUGAUAUGUGUUCUUCAGUGGACCAAACUGCUCCUCACCAAUUGAUAUUCAAUAAUGAACUCAGACCAAUGCAUUAUUACCUCUGCAUAUAUAUCUCACCCAGCAACACAUUCCAACCAUCAAACUUCAUCUUUUUCAUAAACAAUCAGUUCCUUCAAUACCAAAGACUAUCAAGUCUGAAAUCAUGGGUUUUCGCUUGCCAGUGAUUGUUCAAGCCAAGAACACAAUGCGUAGGGCUCUAUCUACUCCAAAAUCUUUCGAUGUACCCAAAGGCCAUCUUGCAGUAUAUGUUGGAGAAACAGAGAGGAAACAAUACAUUGUUCCAAUUUCAUACUUGAAGUAUCCAUAUUUUCAGAGCUUGCUGAACAAAGCAGAAGACGAGUUUGGGUUUGAUCACCCAAUGGGUGGUCUUACAAUUCCCUGCACAGAAGAAGAUUUUAUUGAUAUCACCAGCAGCUUGAAUUAAUGACCAGAUGCA